Cucurbita moschata (crookneck pumpkin) is the source of this 2112-nucleotide messenger RNA. Its product is annotated as probable nucleolar protein 5-2. Bases 127 to 1860 code for a protein of 577 amino acids. The record is from RefSeq and is a predicted model, not a curated record. The transcript has 9 exons. Gene Ontology annotation, cellular component: small-subunit processome; box C/D methylation guide snoRNP complex. Lineage: Eukaryota; Viridiplantae; Streptophyta; Magnoliopsida; Cucurbitales; Cucurbitaceae. Gene Ontology annotation, molecular function: snoRNA binding.
CACCGCUAUAUAAAUAAUGUAAAUUACGUUUCUCCCAAACCCUUCUCGGUGCUAAACCCUAAUUCUCGCUCCCUCCCCCUUUCCCGACGCCGAACUCCGUGAAGGUGUAUUGGGGAGGUCGUGAAGAUGCUUGUCUUGUUCGAGACAUCGGCGGGCUUUGCCCUGUUUAAAGUUUUGGAUGAAGGAAAGCUCAACAAAGUUGAGGAUUUAUGGAAGGAUUUCUCCAAUGCAGAAUCUGCUAGACAGGUGGUGAAGCUCAAGGCUUUUUCUAAGUUUGAAAACAUGUCAGAAGCUUUGGAAGCUACCACAUUGUUGAUUGACAGCAAACCCAGCAAAGGUUUGCGAAAAUUUUUACGAGCCAACUGUGAUGGUGAAACCUUGGGUGUUGCUGAUUCUAAGCUUGGAAAUAUAAUCAAAGAGAAGCUGCAAAUAGAUUGUGUGCACAACAGUUCUAUUAUGGAGUUGAUAAGAGGUUUAAGAAAUCAAUUGAAUGAACUAAUAUUGGGUCUAGCUGUUCAAGAUUUGGCACCAAUGAGCUUGGGAUUGUCUCAUAGUUUGUCUCGGUAUAAACUGAAGUUCAGUGCUGAUAAGGUGGAUACAAUGAUCAUACAAGCUAUUGGAUUGCUCGAUGAUCUUGACAAGGAAUUGAACACUUAUGCAAUGCGGGUUAGGGAGUGGUAUGGCUGGCAUUUUCCAGAGCUUGCUAAAAUUAUUCAGGAUAACAUACAAUAUGCCAAGACGGUGAAAUUAAUGGGCAACCGUGAUAAUGCAGCUCAGCUUGAUUUCUCCGAGAUAUUGCCAGAGGAGGUUGAGACUGAGCUGAAGGAGGCCUGUAUGAUAUCAAUGGGAACUGAAGUUAGUGAUCUUGAUUUGAUAAAUAUUAGAGAGCUCUGUGAUCAGGUCCUUUCUCUUUCUGAAUACAGAGCCCAACUGUAUGAUUAUCUAAAAAGCAGGAUGAACACCAUUGCUCCUAACUUGACUGCCCUCGUCGGAGAGCUUGUCGGUGCCCGCCUAAUUGCCCAUGGUGGAAGUUUACUCAAUCUUGCUAAGCAGCCUGGAAGCACAGUGCAGAUUCUUGGAGCUGAGAAGGCUCUGUUCAGAGCUCUCAAAACAAAGCAUGCAACUCCCAAGUAUGGUCUCAUCUAUCAUGCAUCCCUAAUUGGUCAGGCCGCUCCAAAGCUCAAAGGAAAGAUCUCUCGGUCUCUAGCUGCUAAAACUGCGUUGGCAAUUAGGUGCGAUGCUCUGGGCGAUGGCCAAGAUAACUCGAUGGGUCUUGAAAACCGCGCUAAGCUGGAAGCAAGGUUAAGAAACCUCGAGGGUAGAGAGUUGGGACAUGUUGCUGGUUCGGCUAAAGGCAAACCGAAGAUCGAAGCCUACGACAAGGAUCGGAAGAAGAGUGUCGGGGGCUUAAUAACUGCUGCCAAGACAUACAACACCGCAGCGGAUUCUAUCAUCGGUAAACUCGAGAAGGCUGUUGAGGAGGAAGCAAAUGCCCCUGUAACUGUUGAAGGGAAGAAAGAAAAGAAGACGAAAAAGAAGAGGGCAGCAGACGAAGAGGAAACGGUUAAGGAGGACGAUUCGAAACCUGAAGUCGGAAAGGACGAGAAGAAGAAGAAAAAGAAGAAACAAACCGAAGAAGUACAAAAUGGUGACGAGGAGAAGGAAAAGAAGAAGAAAAAGAAGAAGAGAACGGAAGAACCCGACGAAGUAGAAGAAGAUGGCGGCGGUGCGGAGGAGGAGAAGAAGAAGAAAAAGAAGCGAAAGCACGCGACGGAAGACGAAGAAGAGGAAGCGGCCGAGCAGGCUAGCAAAAAGAAAGAAAAGAAGAAGAAGAAGAGAAGUGAAGAUCGAGUGUGUUAAGGAAGGAGGAGGCAGUUUUGUUAGCAUAGGGUGUAUAAUUAGAUUGAUGGUGGUGUUUGUUUAAUUAAGUUAUUAUAUCUGAAUCUCUCUCUAAUGUAUUCUCCAAUCUCUUACAGAUUCAUAUCUCGGGGAGGACAAAACAUUGUUCUAGUUGGAAGAGCUUCUUCAAUAAGGCGCUCUCCGGCAGGGAAUAUGGUAUUUGUGAUUCCAAUGUUCUUUGGCGGCUAUUAUUAUCCUGUUUAAUUUCUUGAA